AAGCUCCUGCUCGCUCGCGAACUGGAUGCUGACAGGCGGCGGCGCGCGGCGCGGUGCGGUCAUCAUGCAAAGGUUACUACACUGGAUCAGCCUCACUAGAGAGGAGGCUCUGAAGAAGAAGAAGAAGAAGCCGCUUCUCCGCAGCAGCAGGACCCGGAGCACCGAGGAGCAGCUCAACACGAGAGACGAGUAGCCGAUAAAACACACAAAGACACACAAACCCCCCGAGGACUCCUCACUACUGUUAUAACUGGGCUUAACGGCCGGCAGGUGUUUAAAGACGAUGGACGCAAGUUGUGUUUUUCCGCGGACGACGGCGGCAGUUGGCUCCUCUCGGCGGUAAAGUGGCUUCAUGAGUGUCCAAAGUAACAGUGGAAGUGGUGGUGGAAGUUUGGAGGCGACGCCAUCUUGGUCGCAGCUCUCCUCGUCCCCAACGGUUUCUCAACAACAUAUAACGGCUACCGCGAAGAGCAAGGAAGGCCCCAUGGAGGAGCUGCACAGCCUGGACCCCAGGAGACAGGAGUUGCUGGAGGCCAGGUUCACAGGAGCCGUCAGUGGCAACACGGGAGGCAGCACUGGGAGUACCAGCGGAGGUGCUAAGGGUCUGGCAAAUGAAUCCUCCAACCACAGCUAUGGCAGUCUGGGCUCGUCUAGCGACAAGGAGUCAGAGAACUCUGAUUUGAAAAGAGGGAGCUCCCCUGCCUACUCAACCCCGGAGAAGAAGCACUCUGAAUCGUCCAGAGGGAGGAAAAGGAAAGCCGACACCUAUUCCGAGAGUAGUCAAGGGAAGACCUCCACACGUGGGCCCAAGAUCAGCGACUACUUUGAUUUCCAGGGUGGAAAUGGAUCCAGUCCGGUCAGAGGCCUCCCAUCAGCUCGCCGCUCUCCACAGAACUCGCACUCGGCCCCGGGCUCAAUCAUCCGGCAGAACAGCUCCUCUCCUACGAGUCUGUGUUUUGGGGAACACAAUCCUAAAGCCUCUUCCAGCAAGUGUGUCCAGACGGAGUUAACAGGCCUGAAACUUGCUGCUCUGGAGAGCAACAAGAGUCUGGACCUGGAAAAAAAAGAGGGGCGAAUAGACGACCUGCUCAGGGCUAACUGUGACCUGCGGAGACAGAUAGAUGAACAGCAAAAACUCCUGGAGAAAUACAAGGAGAGGCUCAAUAAGUGCAUCACCAUGAGCAAGAAACUGCUCAUAGAGAAGAGCACUCAGGAGAAGCAGUCGUGUCGUGAGAAGAGCAUGCAGGACCGCCUCCGUCUCGGUCACUUCACCACUGUCAGACACGGAGCGUCCUACACGGAGCAGUGGACGGACGGAUACGCAUUCCAGAACCUGAUCAAGCAACAGGAGGGCAUCAAUCAGCAGAGGGAGGACAUAGAGCGACAGAGGAAGCUGCUGGCCAAGAGGAAGCCUCCAAACCCUGCAUCUCCCUCCCUCUCAGUGGCCACCACCUCUGAACCCAAGCAGCGCAAAGCUAAGGUGGUCAACGGCAACGACUCCGACCCCUUCCUCAAGCCCUCCUUGCCCCAGCUACUGACCCUCGCUGAGUACCACGAGCAGGAAGAGAUCUUCAAGCUCCGCCUUGGACAUCUGAAGAAGGAGGAAGCUGAGAUCCAGGCAGAGCUGGAGCGGUUGGAGCGGGUGAGGAACCUCCACAUCAGAGAGCUGAAGAGGAUAAACAACGAGGACAGCUCAGCGUUUAAAGACCAUCCUACCCUGAAUGAGAGGUACCUGCUGCUGCACUUGCUGGGCAGGGGCGGCUUCAGUGAAGUCUACAAGGCUUUCGACCUGUUUGAGCAGCGCUACGCAGCUGUUAAAAUCCACCAGCUCAACAAGAACUGGAGAGAGGAGAAAAAGGAGAACUACCACAAGCAUGCAUGCAGGGAGUACCGGAUACACAAGCAGCUGGACCAUCCCAGAAUAGUCAAACUGUAUGACUAUUUCUCCCUGGAUACUGACACGUUCUGCACAGUCCUGGAGUUCUGCGAAGGCAACGACCUGGACUUCUACCUGAAGCAAAACAAGCUGAUGUCAGAGAAGGAGGCCCGCUCCAUCGUCAUGCAGAUCGUCAGCGCCCUGCGCUACCUCAACGAAAUCAAACCCCCCAUCAUCCACUACGACCUCAAACCUGGUAACAUCUUAUUGGUGGAUGGUACUGCGUGUGGAGAAAUCAAAAUCACAGACUUUGGCCUGUCUAAGAUUAUGGACGAUGAUAACUACGGCGUGGACGGGAUGGACCUCACAUCGCAGGGAGCAGGCACCUACUGGUACCUUCCUCCAGAGUGUUUUGUGGUGGGGAAGGAGCCGCCUAAAAUCUCCAACAAGGUGGACGUCUGGUCCGUGGGAGUGAUCUUCUUCCAGUGCCUCUACGGACGCAAGCCGUUUGGCCACAACCAGUCACAGCAGGACAUUCUCCAGGAAAACACCAUCCUCAAAGCCACAGAGGUCCAGUUCCCUGCUAAACCACAGGCUAGCACAGAGGCCAAGGCAUUUAUCCGGCGCUGUCUGGCCUACCGCAAGGAGGACCGGUUUGAUGUUCACCAACUGUGCUCGGACUCCUACCUCCUCCCCCACAUGAGACGCUCAAACUCCUCCGGCUCCCUGCAGCCCUCCGCCUCAUCUCUCCCCACCUACUGACUGGCUCUCUCACAUGACUGACGGGACGCUCUGGCCAAUCUCAAGGCGGGAUUGUUGGAAUCUGAGGAUAAUGGAUCUUUUUUUUUUCCCAAAUGGAUGAAUAAGCAACAGAGCAAGAAUGAAAUGGAAAACAUGAGAUGGGAGGGGAGAAAAAAGUGAAGAAGUGGAAGAGGGAUGCUCCCUUUUGCGUACGUUGUACAGAGUUGUGCCCCUUGAACUCAACGGUGUGAGAUAGGGGGAAAGAACAUAACUGGAAAAUUGAAGGUGAAGAGAGAGAGGGGCAAGAAUCGAAAGAGAGGCUCAGCGUUGUUUGGAGCCGGAAAAGAAAGUGGAUUUCUGUUUGGACUAUAUUAAAUAACCCCUUAAGGAGACAUUUCAACACCUAUAGGAGCUCCUAGACUCCCUGUCCUAACCCACCUCUCUUAGCUCUACAUCUCACAAGAUGGCUUAGAAUUUAUUCAUCAUAAAGCCGCUGUUAUAGAUGUUCUCUUGUUGCUGAUUUGAGGAUGGGCAUUGACCGGCGGGGAACAGAAAAAAAGGGGUGAACACAGGUGUGUGCGUUGCAGAGAAGGUAUGAGUGUGCAUCUAAUAUAGGCUCGAGUAAACCAACCAUUGUUAUGAGGCACAAAAUGAAUUUACCCUCAUAGUCCCUCUGCACAUGACGGGGGCUUCACUUAAAAAUGAUGUGUUGUAACUCGAUGAUGGGACUCGACUAAAAAGAGGAAAAAAAAAAAAGAAGUUCCAGAUUAAAUUUCUGGGGUUUGAUUUGCACUUCGGGUCCAGAUCGUGGUGAUCUGUGGUCUCACACAUUUGGCAUGAAGUACUACAGCGUGGGCUAGUUCUGAACUUAAUCAGUAGCCAAGUCCUCCGUUCACAUUUUUUCUUUUUGUUGCAAAGCAAUUCAGAUCUACUGCUGUUUUUUCUUUUUUUUUUACAGGAAGUGAAUCUGUCUUAAUCCAUUUUUUGUUGUUCAGAUAAGAGUCAAGAUGUUUCAAACAGCAGGAGUAUUACAGUACCAUGUUGUCACUGAUUGUCCUCAUCAACCUGUCUGAAGAGAGUUGAACUGAGCUGAGGGGAUCAGCUGUUACUGUACUGCAAAAGACUGGACACAGAACUUUAGUGUACAUUUCAUGUGCAGGAAAACAUUACUCACUAGCAAAUACAUAAUAUCCUCGCUUCCCAGUGUCUCACUUUGCUCCGUUUAUUUGUUUCCUCCUCAAAGCUGUUCUCAGUUUGCUGCUAUAAAUGUCGCUUUUAGUUUGUAUUAACGUGUGAAUGGUUUUCGCCUCGCAUAUGUGCAUACUUGAACUGUGUGAAGAGGAACGCUCUCCAGAGCCCCUUUUUUUUCUGAAACUAGCACCCGCUGUGCUAUUAGGGAGUGGGAGGUGGGGUGCAACACGUUCUUCUGCCACCGACAUCCAAUGUCCACAUGGGUUUUUGUUUAUUUCCAUGUACAAGUCCAACAAACAUUAUAUGGAGCAAAGUCCCAGUAUGCUGUGUAGUGAGUGAGGAAUGGUCACACCUGAAGUGGGUGUACGCUCCAGGUUGGCUGUGUUGCAGCAUGAUUUUACUGCAGCUAGAAAUCAAAUGGAUAUAUCCAAAUGUUGUCGUCCUGUAAAUAAAACACUUACCUGUA
Messenger RNA from Sebastes umbrosus (honeycomb rockfish), 4274 nucleotides. Its product is annotated as serine/threonine-protein kinase tousled-like 1-B. Lineage: Eukaryota; Metazoa; Chordata; Actinopteri; Perciformes; Sebastidae. The transcript is spliced from 22 exons. The record is from RefSeq and is a predicted model, not a curated record. Gene Ontology annotation, cellular component: nucleus. Bases 353 to 2638 code for a protein of 761 amino acids. Gene Ontology annotation, biological process: chromosome segregation; peptidyl-serine phosphorylation; intracellular signal transduction. Gene Ontology annotation, molecular function: protein serine/threonine kinase activity; ATP binding.